AUGUCGAACUCCAAGAUGCAGCUUGCAGCAGUCAUUUACGGGAAGGAUGAUUUGCGAAUGGAAGAAAGGCCAGUCCCAUUGCCAGGAAAGGGAGAGGUGCAGAUCGCCGUUGCCUGCGUUGGGAUAUGUGGGUCGGAUAUUCAUUUACUGCGAGAGGGCGCUCUUGGCACUAUGGUGAUCAAAGAACCUUUCGUCUUGGGUCACGAGUUCAGUGGAACAGUGACAUCUAUCGGAGAGGGAGUAACAAGCCUGAAAAUUGGUGACAGAGUGGCAACAGAGCCAGCGGCUGCAUGCCUAAAAUGCGAGUUAUGUGUAGUAGAUGGUCGCUACAACAUUUGUCGCAACAGGAUUACUUUUUGUGGAACUCCAGGGUCAGACGGAGGGCUUCGAGCAGUUUGUUGUCACCCGGCCAAUUUCUGCCACAGACUCCCUGACAGCUUAACCUUGGAAGAAGGAAUGUUAUUGGAACCUCUGGCAGUCGGUGUUCAUGGUUGUGAGCGUGCAGGCAUUAAGCCUGGCUCUAGCGUUCUUGUAACAGGUGCCGGCCCUAUUGGGAUAGCAACGGUUCUCGCCGCGAAGGCAUCAGGUGCGACGAAAGUUUACAUUACAGAUGUUCUCCAGCACCGCCUUGACUUUGCUAAAUCAGUGGGGGCAACUCACACUCUCCUUGUCAAGGCUAGCGACGACCCCCAGACCGUUGCCGCCAAAGUAAAAGAUUUAAUGGGGUGCGAGGCCGAAGCUUCCAUUGAGUGCAGUGGUGCCGAGGAAGCUCUGUCAAUGGCCAUUUUGGCUACCAAGCCAGGUAAAGUUGUGGCUGUAGUGGGAAUUGGAAAUACAAACCAAACCAUCCCGGCAUUCCAUGCCCUAGUUAAUGAAAUUGACAUAUGUUUUUGUUUUGCCUACAAAAAAUGUCAUGAAAUCGCAAUCGAGUUAGUGACCUCUGACAAAGUGGACAUCAAACCGCUGAUCACUCAUCGAUUUAAACUGGACAAGGCUUUAGAGGCAUUUGAGUUAGCCAGGGAUAGACAAGGGAUGAAGGUGGCCAUCGCAUGCAACGACUAUUAACUGUAAAAGAAGACAGCUAUCAUAUAGAAUGAAACAAAAAUCAGCAAAGUUUGACAAGAAAAUUUUUUGACAGGAUAAUUUGCUUUCACACACAUGUACUAGUACACGUUGAGUUUAGAUAUAUAUAGGCUUAACAAACAUACAAAAUUGUAUGUCUAAUAGGUAAAGGGACCAUACCUCCUUGUCAAAAUCUAUAUCUACGUUUAUAACAUAUUAUGCAGUGCAUGUUUUCCUAUUCGGUGUCUGUAUAUUUGCAAGCUUUGCUAUCAUAAAUGAGAAGUGGCGAGACUAAACAUUUUACCUUUGUGAACAUGUAUGUGUGCAGAUAAAGUGAUAUUUUGAGCUCCCGCAUCACUGGUGCUCCUUAUUUAGGCGAAAGUUAAAUGGAUUAGAACUCCUCAUAUGAAAUAAAUACAUUGUAAUUAAACAACUCAUAUGAAUAUAACAUAUUCCAUUUUACCACAAAAAAAAAAAAAAACGCAGUUAUCGCAGUUGUUCUAAAAUAUGUACUUGUUAUCAGACCAUGUGGACCGUCAUCUUAAAGUAAUGUUCGCUUAAGAUAUUGUAACGAAAAAAAAACACGUUUAAAUCAUAUAACUAACUUUGAAAAAGCGGAUUCAUUGGCAUUUUUUUUUAGAAAAUCCAUGUACUUAAGUCGGUCUUGCCUGAGAGCGAGCUGCGCAACCCCUACUUUUUUUAGGACGGGGACGCCACAUGUGCCAAGUGCUUAGGUUAUGCCAUGCGAAUUACGUUUACAUAACUACUGGUUUAAAGUAAUAUACGUCAUAUAUAUACUAUCCCGCCCAGUAUAUUUCAUUCAACAGAAUGAUAGCCACCUUAUACAGUCACUGUAGUUUCAGUUGGCUACUUGUAUGUAAUAUACCGCUAUGUGCACACAUAAAAGGAUAUAUUCUUUCUAGGGCUGGCAUCUCUGUAUAAUGGUUCUUAGAAUAAGUCUUGGGAAAGUCUGGCUACAUUUGUGGCGAGAUAAAUCAAGAUGCGACAAUUGUAACGUGAUCCGGCGUAGCAUUAACUUGUCUGGAAUAGCAUGUACUGAGGGAAUAUUAAA
This is a messenger RNA of Lingula anatina, 2134 nucleotides long. RefSeq names its product sorbitol dehydrogenase. Gene Ontology annotation, biological process: D-sorbitol catabolic process. Lineage: Eukaryota; Metazoa; Brachiopoda; Lingulata; Lingulida; Lingulidae. The record is from RefSeq and is a predicted model, not a curated record. Gene Ontology annotation, molecular function: zinc ion binding; L-iditol 2-dehydrogenase (NAD+) activity.